CACAAUGUCAACGCCCAGACAGAUCUUGCUCCCGCCCCGGUGCAAGACCAGCACAGCCAAUGGCCCUUACCGCAACCUGUCAUGCCCAGGAUAGUCCACCUUGACGUAAAAUGCGAGAAGAACUUGAUGAAAGUCGUCGUAGAGUUCGACAAGCCGUUCCACGGCCUGAUCUUCAGCAAGGGGCACUACAGCUACGGAAACUGCGUCCACCUUCCUGCUGGGUCCGGGCGCAAAACAGUCUACUUCGACGUUUCCAUAAACAGCUGCGGCACCAUCGGAAACGCCCAGAACGGCCUGUACGGUCACGACGGCGGCAACUCGGGUACCGGCUCUUUCUUUGAGAACACGAUCAUCAUACAGUACGAUCCACAAGUGCAGGAAGUCUGGGACCAAGCGAGGAAGCUACGCUGUACCUGGCACAACAACUACGAGAAGGCCGUAACGUUCCGUCCUUUUCCCGUAGAUAUGCUCGACGUCGUGCGAGCGGACUUUGCGGGCGACAACGUCGGCUGCUGGAUGCAGAUUCAAGCCGGUAAAGGACCGUGGGCGAGCGAAGUGGCCGGCAUUGUAAAGAUCGGCCAGACGAUGACUAUGGUGCUCGCUAUCAAGGACGACGAGAACAAAUUCGACAUGUUGGUGAGAAACUGCAUUGCGCACGACGGUCAGAGGGCCCCGAUUGAGCUCGUCGACAGCCACGGCUGCGUUGUUAGGCCUAAGCUCAUGAGUCGCUUCAACAAGAUUCGCAACUUCGGGUCCAGUGCUACCGUCCUGUCGUACGCGCACUUCCAGGCCUUCAAGUUCCCGGACACGAUGGAGGUCCACUUCCAGUGCACCAUCCAAAUCUGCCGUUACCAGUGCCCAGACCAGUGUUCGGCGCAAGCGGAGGCAUCUUCGGAUCGCCAAGUGCUGUACUCGAACCACGUACCUCAGCCGACGGGACGCGCCAGGGAAGAGAGAGACAUACACGGGGAGGAGGAGGAGGAGGAAGAAGAAAUGACGGAAAUCGGCGUGAAUCGGGUGAUUCGUGUGGUUUCAGCGGGUGACCUCGCAUUUAGUCUGGCAACCAACGACAGCUCAUCCCAGGUGCAGUUUUCGAGGGCUGUAGAUGAGAGGUCCAUCAUUUGUAUGUCCGCACCCUGGUUCGCGUCCGCGCUAGUCGUUAUGUUGUCUAUUCUAGUGAUCGCGUGCAUCCUGUCUGCCUUCUUAUGGGUCAAACAAAAGGCGACCGCGCACCUAUCGAAAGGUUUUCUCUAUGACCUUCCCGUUAUGAAGAAGGCAAAGUUCUGAACAUCGCUAUGCUUACUAUUUAUUCAUACAACCCCGUACGAACCUACAGUCCUGGACAGAACCACAUCCAAUAUGAAGUUGAAGUGUCAAUUCGGACGUAAAAAAGAAACAAGCAAAAAAAUAUUUUGCAGGUAAAAAAUUGGU
Molecule: messenger RNA, 1431 nt
Organism: Ornithodoros turicata
Lineage: Eukaryota; Metazoa; Arthropoda; Arachnida; Ixodida; Argasidae
Gene: dy
Exons: 1
Coding region: 82-1287 (401 amino acids)
Source: RefSeq, a predicted model, not a curated record